Messenger RNA from Protopolystoma xenopodis, 243 nucleotides. The record is from the annotation of a GenBank genome assembly. Lineage: Eukaryota; Metazoa; Platyhelminthes; Monogenea; Polystomatidea; Polystomatidae.
AUGGGCAUACAGACAAUUCAGCGCCUGUUCAGCGAAACAAGAGGUGAUGCACUCAUCAUACCUCUUGCGUCAGGCCUUCUAUUUCCGCGAUACGCUCCAACACGGCAUCUGAGCCGAAAGUGGCUUCUUGCAGUAGAAAUGUCCUCCGCAGUCGGAUUUCAACGUAGCCGGAUCAGCACAGAAUGUCGUCAUACCGGACCAAACAAGCUCUGCAUGUUUUUGACAACUCGUCAUCCGGUCUGA